AUGGUUUUUUUCUGGAGCGAAGGUGCAGGAGUCUUCCUGCUUCUCUUCCUCGCAUCCUGGGAGACAGGGAGCGGCCAGGUCCGCUACUCAGUCCCCGAGGAGGCCAAACACGGCACGUUCGUGGGCCGCAUCGCCCAGGACCUGGGGCUGGAGCUGGCGGAGCUGGUGCCGCGCCUGUUCCGGGUGGCGUCCAAAGACCACGGGGACCUGCUGGAGGUGAAUCUGCAGAAUGGCAUUUUGUUUGUGAAUUCUCGGAUCGACCGCGAGGCGCUGUGCGGGCGGAGGUUGGAGUGCAGCCUCCACCUGGAGGUGAUCGUGGACCGGCCGCUGCAGGUUUUCCAUGUGGAGGUGGAGGUGAAGGACAUUAAUGACAACGCGCCGGUUUUUCCAAUGACAGUGAAAAAACUGUUCAUUUCUGAAUCCCGGCCUCCUGGCUCUCGGAUUCCGCUAGAGGGCGCAUCGGAUGCAGAUAUUGGAGUGAAUUCUCUAUUGACUUACAGUCUCAAUUCCAAUGAAUAUUUUACCUUGGAUGUUAAAAGAAAUGAAGAAGAAAUUAAAUCUGUCGGACUUGUGUUAAAAAAGACUUUAGACCGAGAGGACACUCCUGAGCAUCACUUACUGAUAACUGCAGUUGAUGGUGGAAAACCAGAACUCACAGGAACAACUCAGCUCAAGAUCACAAUUCUAGAUGUGAACGACAACGCCCCGGAGUUUGAGAGGACUGUUUACAAAGUGAGGCUGUUUGAAAACGCACCAAAUGGCACCGUAGCAGUGAUGGUCAACGCCUCUGAUUUAGAUGAAGGAGUUAAUAGGGACAUUACAUAUUCCUUCAGUACUGAAACGAAGGCAGAUAUUCUGUCAAAAUUCCUCAUAGACCCGGUAAGUGGGCAUAUCUUUGUAAAGGGUAAUAUAGAUUUUGAGGAAACCAAAUUAUAUGAGAUUCAGGUAGAAGCGACAGAUAAAGGCAUCCCUCCAAUGGCAGGUCAUUGCACUGUUCUAGUGGAAAUUUUGGACACUAACGAUAAUGUGCCAGAGGUGGUCAUCAAGUCACUAUCGGUCCCGGUAUUAGAAGAUGCUGCAACAGGAACUGUCAUAGCGUUGAUCAGCGUGUCUGACCGCGAUUCUGGUGCUAAUGGACAAGUCACCUGCUCUCUGACGCCCCACGUUCCCUUCAAGCUGGUGUCCACCUACAAGAACCACUAUUCCCUGGUGCUGGACAGCGCCCUGGACCGCGAGAACGUGUCGAGCUACCAGGUGGUGGUGACGGCGAGGGACGGGGGCUCGCCCGCGCUGUGGGCCACGGCCAGCGUGUCGGUGGAGGUGUCGGACGUGAACGACCACGCGCCCGCGUUCGCGCAGCCCGAGUACACGGUGUUCGUGAAGGAGAACAACGCGCCGGGCUGCCACAUCUUCACGGUGUCGGCGCGCGACGCGGACGCGCAGGAGAACGCGCGCGUGUCGUACGCGCUGGUGGAGCGGCGCGUGGGCGAGCGCGCGCUGUCGAGCUACGUGUCGGUGCACGCGGAGAGCGGCCAGGUGUUCGCGCUGCAGCCCCUGGACCACGAGGAGCUGGAGCUGCUGCGCUUCCAGGUGAGCGCGCGCGACGCGGGCGUGCCUCCGCUGGGCAGCAACGUGACGCUGCAGGUGUUCGUGCUGGACGAGAACGACAACGCGCCCGCGCUGCUGCCGGCGGGCGCGCUGGGGGGCGCGCGCGGCGAGCUGGUGUCGCGCUCGGUGGGCGCGGGCCACGUGGUGGCGAAGGUGCGCGCCGUGGACGCGGACUCGGGCUACAACGCGUGGCUGUCGUACGAGCUGGCGCCGGGGGCGGGCGGCGCGCGCAGCCCGUUCCGCGUGGGGCUGUACACGGGCGAGAUCAGCACGACGCGCGGCCUGGACGAGGCGGACGCGGCCCGCCAGCGCCUGCUGGUGCUGGUGAAGGACCACGGCGAGCCGGCGCUCACGGCCACGGCCACGGUGCUGCUGUCGCUGGUGGAGAGCGGCCAGGCGCCCCAGGCGGCGCCGUCGCGCGUGGCGGUGGCGGGCUCGGCGGCGGCGGCGCUGGUGGACGUGAACGUGUACCUGAUCGUGGCCAUCUGCGCCGUGUCCAGCCUGCUGGUGCUCACGCUGCUGCUGUACAGUGCGCUGCGCUGCUGGGUGCCGGGCCGCGGGGCGGCGAGCGUGGAGGCCAAGCACCCAGUGAUGUGCGCCAGCGCGGUGGGGAGCUGGUCGUCGUCGCAGCAGAGGAGGCAGAGGGUGUGCUCGGGGGAGGGUCCCCCCAAGGCGGACCUCAUGGCCUUCAGUCCCAGCCUGCCACCGUGUCUGAACGCUUCGGAAAUAAAUGAACGUCCAGAAACAAAUUCGGACCUUGACAUUCACGUAAGUGUGACUUUUAAGGCUUCUCUUGUAUUUUAA
Molecule: messenger RNA, 2412 nt
Organism: Suncus etruscus (white-toothed pygmy shrew)
Lineage: Eukaryota; Metazoa; Chordata; Mammalia; Eulipotyphla; Soricidae
Product: protocadherin alpha-3-like
Exons: 1
Coding region: 1-2412 (803 amino acids)
Biological process (GO): homophilic cell-cell adhesion
Cellular component (GO): plasma membrane
Molecular function (GO): calcium ion binding
Source: RefSeq, a predicted model, not a curated record